AUGGUCAUCGAAAGCACCUUUGACGAAAGAUGUCAGGCCGGCGCACCUCCAAUUGAAUUAGCAUUUAUGACUGCCAGCAUAUCAAUUGCCUUCAUUCUUACCAACAUCCCAGGCAAUCUUCUUAACAUUUUUGCGGUUGUAUUUGAUCCGAACAAAAACCUACGAACUCCAUUCAACUGGUUAAUCGUUAAUCUAUCAGUAGCUGAUUUGAUUGUCGGAGUUAUUACUGAGCCUUACUUGGCUUAUUACACCAUUAAAGAAGGACUCAGGAGGAAUGAAGAUCCUAAGGAACUAACCUUAACCCACAUGGCUUACUUCAUCUCAUGCACGGCGUCGAUCCUCAGUCUUACAAGUUUGGCAGUUGAACGAUAUCUGGCUGUGAGAAAUCCGAAUACUUAUCGUGACAAAGUGACCAACAAAAGAAUUAUUCUGACAACAAUCUUCAUUUGGUUGAUUUCAUUAAGUUUACCCAACAUCUAUUUUCACGUUGGUUUCACUGCAUACGCAUUCAUAUUCGCCAACACCUCCAUUGCAGUUGCUUUUAUGAUAAUUUGCAUAACCUACACUUUAAUGAGGAGAAAGUUAAGAUCCCGCAGUUUGAGAAUUGAAACAACUUCUUCCACCUCAGCAGACGCAAAUGAAAUCUCACAUGAUGAAAAUCAGUCAACAUUCAAUGUAGAUUGUAUGGCAGCAAAGAAACAACUCUUGGAAGCCAAAAUCACUCAAAUGUUUCUGAUCGUUCUUAUAGCUCUCCUGUGCUGUUAUGGUCCCUCUACGGUGAUGAUAUAUUUCGUAAAUUUUUGUGAAGGCUGCAGUUGUACGACUCUUCACUGGUUCCGUGAUAUCCAUAUUUUGUUUGCUUUGAUGAAUUCAUCUGUUAACUUUUUCUGCUAUGCUUUAAGAUCUCCCAGAUUCAGAAGUGCAUUUGCUAAAUUGCUACGGAUCAAUCGUCGACGUGAUGAUGGUAUAGAACUGUAG
Molecule: messenger RNA, 978 nt
Organism: Dendronephthya gigantea
Lineage: Eukaryota; Metazoa; Cnidaria; Anthozoa; Malacalcyonacea; Nephtheidae
Product: histamine H2 receptor-like
Exons: 1
Coding region: 1-978 (325 amino acids)
Biological process (GO): G protein-coupled receptor signaling pathway
Cellular component (GO): membrane
Molecular function (GO): G protein-coupled receptor activity
Source: RefSeq, a predicted model, not a curated record